This is a messenger RNA of Oryza brachyantha (malo sina), 2083 nucleotides long. RefSeq names its product nicotinate phosphoribosyltransferase 2-like. The coding region runs from base 106 to 1800 and encodes 564 amino acids. Gene Ontology annotation, molecular function: nicotinate phosphoribosyltransferase activity. The transcript is spliced from 15 exons. The record is from RefSeq and is a predicted model, not a curated record. Gene Ontology annotation, biological process: NAD+ biosynthetic process. NCBI's taxonomy places the organism in Eukaryota, Viridiplantae, Streptophyta, Magnoliopsida, Poales, Poaceae.
CGCUCCCGCCUCCCCUCCCCUCCCCCGUGGAAGCUUCCCGCGCCGCGCGUCUCAGCCGCCAGUCGAGCCAGCCAGCCCUACCCUAGAGUGAGCCGGGUGGGGGGGAUGGCGGCGGCGCACGGUGCCACGAGCGCCGGCGCCAAUGGUUCGGCGGCGGCGGCGCAUCGGGUCGGGGCGCCGACGAACCCCAUGGCGACGGCGCUGCUCACCGAUCAGUACCAGUUCUCCAUGGCCUACGCAUACUGGAAGGCCGGGAAGCACGCCGACCGAGCCGUGUUUGAUCUGUACUUCAGGAAAAAUCCAUUUGGUGGAGAAUUCACUGUUUUUGCUGGUCUUGAAGAAUGCAUUAAGUUCAUUGCAAACUUUAAGUUCACGGAACAUGACAUUUCAUUCCUGCAAUCAGUCAUGCCAAUGUGUGAGGAUGCGUUCUUUGAUUAUCUCAGGAAAACAGACUGCUCCGAUGUGGAGGUGUACUCCAUUCCUGAGGGCUCAGUGGUUUUUCCAAAAGUUCCCUUGAUGCGAGUUGAGGGUCCAGUUGCUGUGGUCCAACUGCUUGAGACCCCAUUUGUAAAUCUUAUCAACUAUGCCUCUUUGGUAACCACUAAUGCUGCAAGACACCGUCAUGUUGCUGGAAAAUCAAAAGUUUUACUGGAAUUUGGUUUGAGACGAGCACAGGGCCCUGAUGGUGCAAUAAGUGCUUCAAAGUAUUGUUUCAUGGGAGGUUUUGAUGCAACCAGCAAUGUGUUAGCUGGAAAUCUGUUUGGCAUACCACUUCGCGGAACACAUUCCCAUGCUUAUGUUAGCUCAUAUAUGAGCCUAGAUGAGAUCCCAGACAAGGCCCUCACAAGCAAAGACGGUUCAAGAGUCUGUAAAGAUUUUAUUAGUUUGGUGAAUGAGUGGCUUCAAAAGAUUCAGUUAGCAGAUUCAUUAUGUGGUGUAUUUGGUGAGACAAAUCAAAGUGAACUGGCAGCAUUUGCAUCCUAUGCAUUGGCUUUUCCGAGCAACUUUCUAGCUCUUGUGGACACAUAUGAUGUUAUGAGAAGUGGAAUUCCAAACUUCUGCGCAGUAGCUCUAGCACUCCAUGACUUAGGGUACAAGGCAUCUGGUAUUAGAUUAGAUUCUGGUGACCUGGCUUAUUUGUCUAUUGAGGCCCGGAAAGUGUUCCGUACAAUAGAAAAGGAGUUUAAUGUACCUGCUUUUGGGAAGAUGAUAAUUACCGCUAGCAAUGACCUGAAUGAGGAAACAAUUGAUGCCCUGAACAAACAGGGCCAUGAAGUUGAUUCCUUUGGAAUUGGAACUUAUCUAGUAACAUGUUACUCCCAGGCUGCUCUUGGCUGUGUCUUUAAGCUAGUUGAGAUAAACAAUAGGCCUCGUAUCAAACUUUCUGAGGAUGUGGCUAAAGUAUCCAUUCCAUGCAAAAAGCGAUGUUUCAGAUUGUAUGGAAAAGAAGGCUACCCCUUAGUAGAUAUCAUGAUGCGUGAAAGUGAACCAUCACCUAAGGCAGGAGAGCGAAUCCUUUGCCGUCAUCCAUUCCUUGAAUCCAAGCGAGCAUAUGUUGUUCCCCAGCACGUUGAGGAGCUCCUACAAUGCUAUUGGCCUGGGACAUCAAAUAAACCUAGGGUAGAGUUGCCCUCUCUAGACGAGAUCAGAGGGCGCUGCAUGCAACAGCUUGAGAAACUGCGGCCAGAUCACAUCAGACGUUUAAAUCCAACACCAUACAAGGUAAGUGUGAGUGCAAAACUGUACGAGUUUAUCCAUUCCCUAUGGCUGAAUGAAGCACCAGUAGGAGAGUUACAAUAGACUUCUACAGAAGUUGGGAAACAGGGAAGCAUUCUUUGAAGCAUAGCGAAAUAGCAAUACAUCAAAGAUAACUAGAGAGCUCUGUUGUAAAAAAAAAAAAAGAAAGAAAGAAAAAUCGUCAGCUCAUGGUCCCAUCCUUUAGGAUUUUUACUCCCCAGUUUUUAUUCGUACAAACUAGUAAUUACCAGCAUAGAGGAAGAUCAACCUAUCUGACUAUAUAUACAUCCGUUGUACUAUACGUCGUUAUGGAAUUAAACACACUCCUUUGGAGAUUUGGAGUCCA